AACGGACUCGCAACUUUUUUGCCGAAACAAGAGAAAAUAACAAAUGUCUCACACAUAAACCAUUACGAAUAUAUCAGAAAACAAAAUAUUAAAUCACUCGCAACACAGAAUAAAAGACCGUAAAAGUAAUCUUCUCAAACACAAAUAAUCCAGCCAUGAUAUUUCUAGAAUGACAGCAUCUGCAGUCUUUUUAUUUUUAGCAUAAGACAGGUCCACAAAUUCUCACACCCACAAGUGACAAUAAUUACCUGUUUUCUCUUCUUCUUUGUCAAAUAUUGGAGAAAUUGUGACUCAAAUUCCAGAGAAAAAAUGACAGGUCCCAAGACAGGCAAUGGUGAGACCACACUGGUACCUCUUCAUCGAAAUACUCAGUAUACGGAUGCCUGCAUGAGGAUCCUGAACGAGCAGUGGCCACGCAGUAAUGCAUUGAGAAUGAGAAGUCUCACUUCAUCUAGUGAUAAUUAUCCAACAAACCUAGUUUUGCUGAGAAAGACCUCCGAUGAUGCCACGGAAGUGAUUGGCCAUUCAAGAAUCAACACACUUCCACAAGGGCAAAGAGAUGUGUGGAUAGAGUCUGUAAUAAUUCGCCAAGAUCUUCGAGGAAAAGGUUUCGGGCGCACUCUCAUGACAGCCACUGAGGACUAUGCCCGUGCUUGUGGCUUUGAAACGGCAUAUUUGUCAACACACGAUCAGCAGGUCUUCUAUGGAAAGCUUGGUUACGAGUUUUGCCCCCCAGUUUGUAUAUACGGGGGUUGUAUCAACCGCAAUCUUCUUCCAAAGCAGUUUCUAACAGCAGUAACUCCACAAAAUAUCAAGAAGGACUAUAGCACCUCACCAAAUAAAGGAAUUGAUAGAGUCUCUGAAUUGUGUAAUGGGAUAUCUGCUCAGUGCUCGCUUGAUAAUAGACUUACCAAUAAUUCAACGCAGUCUGUAGGUACUGCUGGUGUCCUCCCCCACCUCCACCCCAACUCUGCCCCCAGCCCACCUCCACCCCCAGCCCACCCAUGCCUCAAAAAAGACCAAUUUCCAAAGAUGACAUCAAAAGAGUAGAUACAGGAACUCUGGCAAAAAUGUAUAUGAAGAAACCAUUGUUAUAGGAAGACUAUUAUGUGUAAUCAUUAAAUUUCUUUUUUACUGCUGUUGAUGAACUUUGGUGCUUUUUUAUCUUGAUGUAUCAUGAUAAUGAAUUUCUAAAUAAUGAGAUUUUAUGUCA
Penaeus vannamei (Pacific white shrimp) is the source of this 1213-nucleotide messenger RNA. Its product is annotated as N-alpha-acetyltransferase 80. NCBI's taxonomy places the organism in Eukaryota, Metazoa, Arthropoda, Malacostraca, Decapoda, Penaeidae. Gene Ontology annotation, cellular component: cytoplasm. The record is from RefSeq and is a predicted model, not a curated record. Gene Ontology annotation, biological process: protein acetylation. Gene Ontology annotation, molecular function: acetyl-CoA binding; N-acetyltransferase activity.